AUGGUGGCUUGGCCGGUUGUCGUGGGAACGACACUCGUCGGCUUGACCUACUUGUUGCACGCCGUCGUGUACGGGCUGACAAGUACCAGCUGGAAUGCUGCACCCUCCGCUCUGUGUCGAGUUCUGUGCACGGCAUCCCUCGUCUUUGUAGGGAUCUCCAACUCGUUUCUUGGUGCUCUUGGUGCGCGUGCUCCGGAUGAUGGCGAUCUGGACAAGCCUGCUUUUCAGCAGUCGCUGGCAGGUAGUCAGAGUCAAGAAACAACGUCUCUGGAAUCGCCUGCCUCCACGUCGUCAACGGGCUCUGUGCCUGUGCCACCCGUUUCCAGCCCCACGCCGGAGUCGAGCGACCGUAGAUCCCACCGACAAGGUAUCGCAGCCUCACCCAGAUCUGAGGGAGGGGCGGCUUCGGGGAGGUCGGCUGUCGGGGGACUAGGCCUUGCCCGAAUUGUUACGGUGUCAGGCCGUGGAACCCUGACACUCGGAGAGCUUGCGAUGGAGCAGUUCAGGAGGCGGGCGAUGGAGGUGCGAGAGAAAUGGGAGAACGAGGAGCGCUACGUGAGGAGGAAUGUUGGGCGUGUCAUCGUAAAUCAGUCCUCCCGUCCUACUCUCUCACGAGUGCAGAAGUGGACGGCAUGUGCAAGACACCGGUUUCGAAUGCGAUCAGUUGCACGGCUGCGGGAGGCCGCACGACUGGAGUCUAUGGCAAGCGAAAUUGCUGCAAAGCUGCUAGCAGCAGGCGUCGAUCUCUCGCACGUCCCAGGCGGCGCCUCGCUGACACCCGGAGCGAGCGAUCAGGGCCCGCGGGUUGGCGGCGACGCAGCCGCACCAGGUACGUCAAGUGCCGGUGCACCCCCAGGAACGGCCAUGCAAUUGUACGUGCGUUUGGGUGUUGCCGCGCUGAGGAAGGAAGCGAACGAGCUCGAGGAGCUGUUGGCUAACAAGGAUUUGAAUGUCGAACAACUGGUCGCGGAGCGCAUGGCUACCAGCCUCACUCCAAAUCCCCCUGAUGCACUUCUGCAUCAGUUGCGGAAUCACGCAAGGGGGGUGCACGCUAAACAAGCGACCCGCCGGAGAGAGAGAGCAGCGACUCUUCGGGCCCAGGCAGAUAUAUGGGAGGGCCGUCUGGCCUCAGGUGACUUGACGCAGCAGGAUCCCGAUGAGGGCUCCUCCUCCAGGGAAACAGCACCCCAACCAGCAUCGAAAUCGGACACUACACAAGGCCGACGAGCCGGCCGCCGCCGUGGACGUCAACAGGGGCAAGACGCAGGCGAGGGCACCGCAGCUACUGGCCCGAGUGCCCCGUCUGUGAGCAGCGCGUCGCCCAUGUCCCGCCUGGAGGGCUCACUAAGGGGUACACUGCUCGGGAGCAGUGUUCCGCUUCCAGGAAGGGGGAAUGUUGCCUACGCCAAACUUGCAGCUGACAAGCUGCGACUAGAGGCGGAGUCUAUGCUCACCAAAUGGGGGUCGCUCGAGGUUUACGUGAGAGGACGGAUUGCCGAUCGAAUGCUGGAAGAGAACAAUCGGAGUCCUAGUGUGGCUGAAGUCCGGUCCUGGUUGCGUCGGGCUCGGCAAAGGUACUACCGUUGGGGAGCACACCGCACGCAACAAGCUGCUGAGUUGCGCAACAGAGCCGGAUAUCUAGACACACAGACGCCAGCAGAGGGCGACUUCCUACGAAGCCCCCAGGAGACGCCCACUCAUCGACCUCCUUCCUCUACUGAUCUGCCAGGUGAUGAAUCGGAAGGAGUCUCAAGCGGAUUUCCACCCAGGCCGGCACCACGGGCGCCUGACCUUACGUUUGCGGACCUUGCCAUUUCGAACUUAAGGAGAGAGGCAAGGAUAAUAGAAGCCGCAUGGAGCCAUGGAGAAUGUUUUUAUGUUGCCCAGCAAGCCGCCCUUCGCAUGGUGCGAGAGAACGAUCCCUCACCUGGGCCGCUCACACAGCGAGAGUGGGCGUACAAUGAUAGAAAGGUCUUCCGUGCCGAAGUUAUGGUUCAACAGCAAAGGGCUCGAGAUCUGAGGGAUAAGGCGAACGCCCUGUAA
Messenger RNA from Toxoplasma gondii ME49, 2043 nucleotides. Its product is annotated as KRUF family protein. Bases 1 to 2043 code for a protein of 680 amino acids. The transcript has 5 exons. Lineage: Eukaryota; Apicomplexa; Conoidasida; Eucoccidiorida; Sarcocystidae. The record is from RefSeq and is a predicted model, not a curated record.